GGCUUUUUCCAGUGACAGUGAUUGAGCUUUGGCUUUGAGGAUUUCGCGAAAUUUUCUAGUCUACGUGAAAGCAGAACUUAUCAAUCUCGAGCGGUUUCAAUCAGUUUUCAUCUUCUGUCUACAAAUUGUACCCUUUAUAUUUUUGUCUCAUUCAAAGCGAAGUGUUUUGCGUUUAGACCCCUCAUCAAAGUUCCGUGAUCACUCACGUCCUUAUCAAUACCGGUGUAUUUUGUCAGUUCAACAUGAAAUUCGCCUCUUUAUCUUACAUUUUACUGUACUUCCUUAAUUUCUGCACGGACCUUGCUCUGUCAGCAACACCAAGCGAUGAAUGUGAAGUGUGUGUAUCGAUGGUCAAACGAUUUGCAGCCACUUUAGACAAUUCAAUCAAAGACAACCCCAAGGAAAUAGAAAAAGCAUUCAAAGUGUUCUGUAAAGGCACUAAAAGUAAAGAAAAUCAAUUUUGUUACUAUCUUGGUGGCCUUGAAGAAUCUGCAACCGGCAUUUUGAAAAAGUUAUCUGAACCCCUCGCUGUUCCAUUGCCCCCUGAAGUAAUCUGCCGGAAACUUAAAGCAGUGGACUCACAGAUUUGCGAACUUCACUACGAUAAACAAAUUGACUUCAAGACUGUAGACCUCAAGAAACUCAAGGUGAAGGAACUAAAGAAGAUCUUGAAUACAUGGGACGAGACUUGUGAUGGGUGCGUUGAGAAAGCUGACAUCAUUAAGAGGAUUGAAGAACUCAAACCAAAAUAUGUCCGCGAUGAAUUGUAAAACGUCCGCCGAUUUUUGCAGCUUCAUCCCUCGUUCAGGUGCUAUGCUGCUACUGUUCUUUUUGUGAUAUCCCUAGUUUAUAUAUUGAGGAGUUUCUGCAAGAAGCGUUUUUCUUGCUUAACUUUAUCUCAAAUGUCAGGAAAAAGAUUUGAAAAAACGUCAAUCAAAUAACUAAGUCAAAGCUGGCUCUUUCAGCAAUUGAUUCCCUGCCAGGGAUGCAGAAAGUUCUUACCCUUUCCAUUUUAAAAACUUCCAUUUUCCUGAACUUUUGAAAGUGAUGGCUUUUUUUUCUUUUUUCUCACUCCACUCUUUGCUUUAUUUUUGAGUGGCCUCAAUUUUGCAAAAAACGUGCAAUUUUCAAGCUCAUGAUUACUGGUCUCAUUACUUACAAGUCCUUUUUUACGUUUUACCCAUUUUUGCUCGUGAGCAGCAAGUCUUGUGGUCAAGAAUUUUCUGUACCCUUGUCCCUUGUUUGUCCUUCAUCAGUUACGAAGCUGUGGACAAAAUUGCUGCAAAAUAUGUCUGGUCUAAUUCCUUUUCAAACCAAACUCACGAAGAAGCCCUAAAUCUUGCAGUCUCCAAAGACAAUUAGGUAUUUAAUAGGACAUUAUCAGAUUGAUUUUACAAUCUCUACUCCCUCCAAAAAAAGAGGGCAAUAUUACCUACGAAGAGGGUCUAUAAUAAAAAAAUAACUGAUAAAUCAUGAACCCAAGAACCCAGACUUUUGAACCUGGCUACGUUUGAGUAAUGAUGUACUCCUACCCAGAAUAAACAAAUGUACAUACUAAAGAAAUUUUACAGUAGAAGUUCUUUGAAGUGUUUUAUUAUUAUUUCUGUUAAUUAAUCAUAACUUUAAAAUUUCCCUCUUCAAGAUUGUAUUUUCCCCUCUAUUUGAGGCGAUGACCGGAAAAAGGAGCCUCAAUGAGGCCAUUUUUCCUCUUUAUUCAAUCGUAAUUUAUGUCUGAUACAGAAUAUGAUCAUUUUAAAUCAUAGUUGCUUACAUUUGCUUCGAGACACACCGAGCAAUCUAUCCGUCAGUUGACAUAUUGAGUAUUUUAAUGUUGGAGGAAUAUUAAUUUUAGGGCACAGUUUGCACUUGUAGAAUGUUUCAAGUUAAAUUAUUCAAAUUAUUAUUAGUCAAUCGUAGUUAGUCUUGAUGCGUUAAGUCAAGAUGCAGAAAAUGAAGUUAAACUGAUCAAAGGUGGAUGACACCAGGAAACUCAACCGGUGAUUUAAAAGAAACCAAUGACUUGGCGUGUUUCAAAGAUAUUUAAAUUUUUUUUUUUGCUAAAGGUCUCUUGGCAGAAAAAGUGGAAAUAGCAAAAUUGCCAGUCGAGCUGUUUUUUUUCCUUUUUUGAGUUCUUCAAUUUUUGAGGAUAGAAUAGUAUCAGUAGCUAAUGCCUGACCACUAAAAUCUCCGCCCACCUCCUGAUCCAGUUAAGUCCAAAUUUGAUAUAUUGUUCCCUGUAAUAUGAAUCGGCAACUCUGAAAGUUUAGAACCUUUCCAAAAAGAAUAGCCCUUCUGUAUGCAGCAUCGCCAAGUUAAGCACCAUAAGAUGUUGGAUCUGCGAUAAUGGAGAUGAGUCUGAUAAGAAGAAGGGCUGCUAAUGGUACAGACAUUGAUAGAUGUAAAUAGUAAUUAAGUAUUUAAAUUAUUAUAACAAUUAAAAGUAUCGAAAUUAUUAUAAUCGAAUGAAGCUCUGAGAUCAGUAGACUUCGCUACAGCCUGUCGUUAGUCAUACAAACCAAAAAAUCUUUGUUUGAAGGUCCCCCUUUACCCAUAUGAUGGAUAGGAACCAUAACAAGUUGCAUACAUGUGUAAGAGACACCCAUGUAUCAGAUGCUAGUAUUUUUAUCAUCGGGGCAUUGAUUACGUGCGAGUGUGCAUGCGCACAGGAACAGUGCAAGGCAGGGUCUUGUCAAUCAAAGAAUCAUUUUUUUACCUAGCCAUACUGCAUUGGGACAUUAGUGGUUUUUUCUCUUCUUGUUCGGUUCACAAACCAUAAAUUUUUUUCAUUGACUAGUUGCUGAUGAGCAUUGUUGCUAUGCUCCUGUCCGCAAGCAUGUAAUAUAAUGUGCUGUAAAUUGCACUCUCAGAGGUUAAUUUCUCAGGUAGUGCAUCAUGAAGUGAGGUAAAAAGAUUUGCCUAGAUCUCAGAAAUUUUUGAAUGAUAUCUCAUCGAAAAUUCAACAAUUUUAAGUGUGAGAAUUUCCAUAAGUUUCAAUUGCGUUUUCUUUUCUCUUAACUUCGUCGUAGUUAAUCAGGAAGCAAUUUUCAGAAAAAACAUGAUUGAUUCAUACUUGAAUAAAUUAGUUAAAAAUGUUGAAUUUUUUCUUGAACUGUGAAAUUGAUGUUAGUAUUUAUGAGAGGUUCAUUAUAGACACUUAUACUUCUAAGCCACUGGACUUCCCUGCUUUUUAAAGCGCAUUCUCAAUGCAUUUCAGAUAAGCAUCAAAAUAAUCAGUCUUGUUUUCUGUUACUAUUCUUUUAAAGCACACUUUUGUCAGCUGCCAUUUAGGAAGUCAAAAGAAGUAAAGCUCCUAAAUAAGCACCUAGAUCAUAGUAUAACGUUUACAUGAACUAAUAAAGAAAAAGGAUACAAUUCAAGAAAGAUAUUUUCUUUUAGUUAUCACAACAGUUGUUGGAUUUAGUUUCGAAAAGUGGGAAAUUGAAAAAACUACAUUAUACUCAUCACAUUUUACCUUCUCUUCCUAGAUUGACAGUAAAUUAAUGAUCAAUAUGAAACUUUAGCGGCUCGUCUUUUUUGCAAUAGAAUAGAACCCAACUUGAAGGGGACUUUCCAAAAGGUAUUGCUCAAUGAUGAUGCUUUAGGUAAAUAUUUGUAAUUAUUAAGACUCUGUAGCACUGAAGCAGCGCUUUGAAAGCCGUAGUUGGAGCCCAGUAUUUAUUUUAUUUUCCCGGUGAAUAGCAGUUUCCUGUGCCGUGCACGAAUUCCCUAUGUUAAAAAUACAGCUUAAUUUGAUCCAUUUGUCAACCUUGCUAAACGAGACAAAAACUGUUGUUGCAUGCGUGUUACUGUCCAAGCCUCCAUAGUAAUUUGCAUUUUUGUUUCGUAUUGUAAAUUUCGAUUUUGUACAAAUAGCAAAAUAAAGGACCUACGUUCUUUUUUUUUAAAGAAAAUA
Messenger RNA from Bemisia tabaci, 3913 nucleotides. RefSeq names its product mesencephalic astrocyte-derived neurotrophic factor (gene Manf). The record is from RefSeq and is a predicted model, not a curated record. Gene Ontology annotation, biological process: neuron projection development; dopaminergic neuron differentiation. Gene Ontology annotation, cellular component: endoplasmic reticulum. NCBI's taxonomy places the organism in Eukaryota, Metazoa, Arthropoda, Insecta, Hemiptera, Aleyrodidae.